This is a messenger RNA of Lycium barbarum (goji berry), 1901 nucleotides long. RefSeq names its product phosphomevalonate kinase, peroxisomal. Gene Ontology annotation, cellular component: peroxisome. The record is from RefSeq and is a predicted model, not a curated record. Gene Ontology annotation, biological process: isopentenyl diphosphate biosynthetic process, mevalonate pathway. Gene Ontology annotation, molecular function: ATP binding; phosphomevalonate kinase activity. NCBI's taxonomy places the organism in Eukaryota, Viridiplantae, Streptophyta, Magnoliopsida, Solanales, Solanaceae.
AUGUCUGAUUUUCGGCUUAUUGGUGACAACAGUGUUGCCUCUGCUCCUGGAAAGGUUUUGAUGACCGGAGGUUAUCUUGUUUUAGAGAGACCUAAUGCUGGUGUUGUACUUAGCACAAAUGCUCGUUUUUAUGCUAUUGUGAAGCCACUUUAUGAAGAAAUCAAACCUGAAAGUUGGGCAUGGGCAUGGACAGAUGUUAAAUUGACUUCCCCUCAGAUGGCACGAGAAACCAUGUAUAAACUGUCUCUUAAACACUUAAAGCUUCAGCCUGUUUCUUCAAGAGAAUCAAGAAACCCCUUUGUAGAACAUGCGGUGCAAUAUGCUAUUGCUGCAGCCCAUGCAACACUUGACAAAGAUAAGAAGGACACAUUGCAGAAACUACUUCUGCAGGGUCUCGACAUAACUAUCUUGGGUUGCAAUGAGUUCUAUUCGUACCGGAAUCAGAUUGAAGCACGUGGGCUCCCUCUUACACCUGAAUCAUUGGCUUCCCUUCCACCUUUCGCUUCAAUCACCUUUAAUGCAGAAGAAUCAACUGGAGAGAAUCGCAAGCCUGAAGUUGCAAAGACUGGAUUAGGGUCAUCAGCAGCUAUGACAACUGCAGUUGUUGCAUCCGUGCUUCAUUAUCUUGGCGUUGUGAACCUCUCCUCUUUGGCUGAUGUUGAUGUAGUUCAUGUGAUAGCUCAAACCGCUCAUUGCAUUGCACAGGGUAAAGUUGGCAGCGGGUUUGAUGUUAGUUCUGCAGUUUAUGGCAGUCAGCGCUAUAUCCGGUUUUCGCCUGAAGUGCUCUCCUCUGCUCAGAAUGCAGGUAUGGCAACACCACUCACAGAAGUCAUUGAUGAUGUCCUAAAAGCCAAGUGGGAUCAUGAGAGGACCAAGUUUUCAUUGCCUCCUUUAAUGACUUUAUUACUUGGAGAACCAGGCAGUGGAGGAUCUUCCACACCAUCAAUGGUUGGGGCUGUUAAGAAAUGGCAGAGGUCUGACCCUCAGGAUUCUCUAGAAACAUGGAGAAGGUUGUCGGAAGGAAACUCUGCUCUUGAAGUGCACCUAAAUACCUUAAGUAAAUUGGCAGAGAGACAUUAUAAUGCUUAUGAAUGCAUCAUCAAUGCAUGCAGCCUGCUUCCUGCUGAAAAGUGGUUGGAGAAAGCAAAUGAACCCACUCAAGCAGAAAUUGUUAAAGAAUUAUUAGGAGCUCGAGAUGCUAUGCUUCGGAUUAGGUAUCAGAUGCGCAAGAUGGGAGAAGCUGCUGGAAUUCCAAUAGAACCAGAAUCACAAUCUCAGCUACUUGAUGCUACAAUGAAUAUGGAGGGAGUUUUGUUGGCUGGCAUUCCUGGUGCUGGUGGAUUUGAUGCGGUGUUUGCAGUCACCUUGGGGGCUUCAAGCAAAAAUGUUACUCAAGCUUGGAGUUCCCUCAAUGUUCUCGCGAUGCUAGUAAGAGAAGAUCCUAAUGGCGUGUCGUUGGAAAACAGUGAUCCUCGAGCAAAGGAAAUUACUGCAGCUGUUUCUUCAAUUCAGCUUGAAUAAUGAUCUGGAAGUUGGGGAUCACUUGCAGUGUUUUAAUAGUGCUAUAUGACUAUAAAAUGAGAUCUUUAAAAUUUUAGAAUGUAUAGGUUACUUUUCCAGUUCAGGUAGGAUUUAUCAGCUAGGUUGAGGUUUCAAAACUGUAAGGUCACAGUGACCUUCUAUUGUUUGAAGAGGGCAAAUAUUUGCCACGAAAAAAUAAGCGCCAAAUGAGAGCCUGCUCUAGUCUUACGGAUCAUUGAGUCGAAAAAUAGAUCUUGUUGGAAUUAAAUUUCCUUUUUACUUUAUUAUUUGAAUUGAUUGUUGUCAAGUUAUGUGGAUCAAAUAUUUGGCUUCAGCAGUGAAAGCGCCUCUAAACAGGAUUAUAUGAUUCCUCUUCAAUU